This is a messenger RNA of Fusarium sp. VM40, 981 nucleotides long. The record is from the annotation of a GenBank genome assembly. NCBI's taxonomy places the organism in Eukaryota, Fungi, Ascomycota, Sordariomycetes, Hypocreales, Nectriaceae.
AUGAAGCUGUCUUCCUUCCUCUUCACCGCCUCGCUGGUCGCGGCCAUGCCCGCCUCUGUCGAGCCCCGCCAGGCGCAGACCAGCCUCAACAAGCUGAUCCAGAACAAGGGCAAGAAGUACUUUGGUACCAUCACCGACCCCAACCUCCUCGCCAACUCCCAGGACACCAACACCGUCAAGGCCGUCUUCGGCCAGGUCACCCCCGAGAACUCGAUGAAGUGGGAUGCCACUGAGCCCAGCCAGGGCAAGUUCAACUUCGGCUCCUCCGACCAGGUCGUCAACUUUGCCCAGCAGAACGGCAUCAAGGUCCGCGGCCACGCCCUCCUCUGGCACUCUCAGCUGCCUCAGUGGGUCCAGAACAUCAACGACAAGAACCAGCUCAAGUCUGUCAUUGAGAACCACAUUGCCAACGUCGCUGGACGUUACAAGGGCAAGGUCUACGCCUGGGACGUUGUCAACGAGAUCUUCGAGUGGGACGGCCGUCUGCGUGACUCUGUCUUCUCCCGCGUCCUCGGCGAGGAGUUUGUCGGCAUUGCCUUCCGCGCUGCCCGCAAGGCUGACCCCAACGCCAAGCUGUACAUCAACGACUACAGCCUUGACUCUGCCAACGCUGCCAAGGUCACCACCGGCAUGCGCGACCACGUCAAGAAGUGGAUCUCUCAGGGCAUCCCCAUUGACGGUAUCGGCUCCCAGUCUCAUCUCGACCCCGGUAUGGCUGGUCAAGUCCAGGGCGCUCUUCAGGCUCUUGUCAGCUCCGGUGUUAGCGAGGUUGCCAUCACUGAGCUCGACAUCCGCACUGCCCCUGCCAACGACUACGCCACCGUCACCAAGGCCUGCCUCAACGUCCCCAAGUGUGUCGGUAUCACUGUCUGGGGUGUCAGCGACAAGAACUCUUGGCGCAAGGAGCACGACUCUCUCCUGUUCAACGCCAACUACCAGGCCAAGCCUGCUUUCACUGCUGUUGUCAACGCUCUCCGCUAA